This is a messenger RNA of Puccinia graminis f. sp. tritici CRL 75-36-700-3, 626 nucleotides long. RefSeq lists its product as uncharacterized. NCBI's taxonomy places the organism in Eukaryota, Fungi, Basidiomycota, Pucciniomycetes, Pucciniales, Pucciniaceae. The coding region runs from base 18 to 626 and encodes 202 amino acids. The transcript has 3 exons. The record is from RefSeq and is a predicted model, not a curated record.
CUGGCUUUUGAUUUACCAUGAAACGCUUCUUGCGAAUCUCAGCAGUUUUUCUACCUCAGCUCUUCACCAGUCUGGUUAAGUCCGGAGGGCCACCACGGGAGCCAUGUUCAGUGGAACAGGCGGAGAUCUGUAAGGAUAAUCAUAAGUUGAGUCGCUUCGCGUCAACUGAGUAUCUAUGGAUAUGCUACUCAUCGGCAGCCAUUAUGGUUUGGGUCAAGUUGGUAAACCAAGUGACAUCUCCUUCUGACACCUUCUGUUUCUGUGUUGCCGGUGCGCAUUUCUCAAGAUCCCAAGUGUUCCAGUUGGAUCAAAGGAAGCACCCCCAUGGCCAAGGAUUCGGAUCAUCUAAUGAUGUCGAGGAACCGCUUUCUGGCGGUGUGGCCUCUGAUUGGAACCUAGACCUAUCAUUACAGCAUGGAUAUGAGCCAAUCUCAUUGAAGACCCAGAUACGUGAAAUCGACUUUUUGGGAAUGUUGACGCAGAAAUCGCUUGACCAUCGGGAGAAAAACAACGCAGGGGAUUCUGAAAAACAAGAAUAUGAGACAAAGGGUUCUCACUACUUGGAGAAAGAUGACAUGGGUGAGGAAGGUUUCUAUCAAAAUUCAUGGAUUUUCUUUCUCAAAUAA